AUAGAUAGAUAUUCGUGUUCCAUGCAUCACACAGAGACACGUACGUAGGAUAUAUAUUCGGAUUCCAUUUGAUGUGUUCGAUGAGCUGCUUCUCUUCUGCAUCCAUCCUUUUCCUCCUCCUCCACUCACCUACUCUUCUUCUUCUUCGAUCCUCUUCUUGCCUAACUUUACUCUCCACUCCAUUGCUCCACACAUUCAGCUCGAUCGAUCUUCAACUGCGAUCCUAAUUAGGAUGCAUCCUCGACGACGACGAUCGAUGGCGGCAGCGGCGGCGGUGUGGGUGUGGGUGUGCAUGAGCAUGGUGGCGGUGAGGAGCGCGGCGGAUGGGCUGGAGGACGUGCCGACGAUCGCCUUCGAGGAGGGGUUCUCGCCGCUUUUCGGGGAGGACAACAUGGAGAAGUCGGCGGACGGGCGCACCGUCAGCAUCACCCUCAACCGCUACACCGGCUCCGGCUUCAUCUCCUCCGACUACUACCACCAUGGCUUCUUCAGCGCCUCCAUCAAGCUCCCCAAGGACCACACCGCCGGCGUCGUCGUCGCCUUCUACCUCUCCAAUGGCGACGUGUUCGAGAAGACGCACGACGAGCUGGACUUCGAGUUCUUGGGGAACCGGUACAGGCACGAGUGGAAGAUGCAGACGAACGUGUACGGCAACGGCAGCACGGACCGCGGCCGGGAGGAGAGGUACCUGAUGCCGUUCGACCCCACCGCCGACGCCCACCGCUUCUCCAUCCUCUGGUCCUCCCGCCUCAUCGUCUUCUACGUCGACGGCGUCCCCAUCCGCGAGGUGCCGCGCUCCCCGGCCAUGGGCGCCGACUACCCCUCCAAGCCCAUGGCGCUCUACGUCACCAUCUGGGACGGCUCCACCUGGGCCACCGACAACGGCAAGUACAAGGUCAACUACAAGCGCGGGCCCUUCACCGCCGUCUUCUCCGACCUCGUCCUCCGCGGCUGCAGGGCCCGCUCCGACAUCCGCCUCGCCAGCGUGAGCGCGGACGAGCAGGACAGGUGCGCCGCCGAGGAGGAGGAGGAGCUGAUGAGCGCCUCCUACGCCACCAUGACGGCGCGGAAGCGACUGGCGAUGCGGCGGUUCCGGCAGCGGCAGAUGCUGUACACGGUGUGCUACGACACCAACCGGUACCCGGAGCCGUUCCCGGAGUGCGACGUGAACAUGGCGGAGCGGCAGAUGUACUGGCAGUGGGGCGAGUCCAAGGUUGUCAGGCCGCGCGUCCGCCCCCGCCCCGGCCGCCGCUCCAAGCGCCGCCCUUCCCCAUUCCCGCCGCCGCCCGUGCUCGUCUCCUUGCAGCAAGCCGACUAG
Molecule: messenger RNA, 1318 nt
Organism: Oryza brachyantha (malo sina)
Lineage: Eukaryota; Viridiplantae; Streptophyta; Magnoliopsida; Poales; Poaceae
Product: probable xyloglucan endotransglucosylase/hydrolase protein 30
Exons: 2
Coding region: 233-1318 (361 amino acids)
Biological process (GO): xyloglucan metabolic process; cell wall biogenesis
Cellular component (GO): apoplast; cell wall
Molecular function (GO): hydrolase activity, hydrolyzing O-glycosyl compounds; xyloglucan:xyloglucosyl transferase activity
Source: RefSeq, a predicted model, not a curated record